AUGGCUUCCUGGAAGUCCACAGGCACCUACGUUGACGCUGUCCCCCCUCGUGGGGCGAACAUCGUCAGUGGCAUGUGGAUCUUCAGGGUGAAGCGGCCGCCGGGUUCUCCGCCUGUCUUCAAGGCGCGUUACGUGGCUCGUGGCUUCAGUCAGCGGCAGGGAGUUGACUACUUUCAGACCUUCUCCCCCACCCCGAAGAUGACCACUCUUUGGGUACUGCUGCACGUUGCUGCUCACCAUAACUACGAGCUGCACUCUCUCGACUUCAGCACAGCUUUCUUGCAGGGCAGCCUGCACGAGGAGAUCUGGCUGCGUUGCCCACCUGGCUUCACUGGGUCUUUCCCUCCUGGUACCCAGUCGAGUCUCCGGCGUCCAGUCUACGGUCUCCGCCACGCGCCACGUGAGUGGCAAGACACACUGAGGACUACGCUUGCGGCUCUUGGGUUUGCUUCUUCUACUGCCGACCCGUCGCUGUUUCUGCGCACCGACACCUCUCUGCCGCCGUUCUACAUCCUCGUGUACGUUGACGACUUGGUCUUUGCCACAGCUGACACUGCUGGACUCGCCAACGUGAAGUCCGAGCUGCAGAAGCGACACACGUGCACAGACCUGGGUGAACUGCGCAGCUACCUUGGCUUGCAGAUCACCCGGGACAGAGCACGCCGCACCAUUACCCUGACUCAGUCACACAUGGUGCAGCAGGUCCUUCAGCGCUUCGGCUUCACGUACUCCUCGCCUCAGGCCACUCCUCUGCCUACUCGCCACUCACUCUCAGCUCUGCCUUCGAUGAGUCCCAUUCUUGCACGCUAUGUUGCUCCUGGGAGACACCGACCAGAGCACAUGGCUGCAGCGAAGAGGGUGUUGCGCUACUUGUGCAGUACGUCGGGCAUGGGGCUAGUGCUUGGAGGGCGGAGUCUAGUGGUCCUCACUGGGCACGCGGACGUUUCUUGGGCUGACGACCAGGCUACGCAGCGGUCGUCACAGGGUUAUACUUUCAGUCUUCGUUCCGGUUCUGUUUCGUGGCGGGCUACCCGCUCGUCUUCUGUUCUCGGCUCCAGUUGUGAGGCUGAGAUCUACGCCGGGGCUAUGGCUGCCCAGGAGCUUCGCUGGCUCACCUACUUGCUGACCGACCUUGGAGAGCCGCCUCGUUCUCCUCCAGUCCUGUACGUAGACAACCAGGCCAUGCUGGCCUUGUGUCAAGAGCAGCGACUGGAGCACAGGACAAAGCACAUUGCUCUCCGUUACAUUCUUGCUCGUGAGCUACAGCAGCGUGGACAGUUGCGGCUUGCGUACGUGGCCUCUGAGGCCAACACUGCUGAUGUUUUCACCAAGGCACUUGCGCCUUGUGAUCAUCAGCGCUUCUGCACUCAGCUGGGUCUUGUGCUUGUCUUGCCUCACUUGCUCACUUCUUGA
This is a messenger RNA of Closterium sp. NIES-65, 1413 nucleotides long. NCBI's taxonomy places the organism in Eukaryota, Viridiplantae, Streptophyta, Zygnematophyceae, Desmidiales, Closteriaceae. The record is from the annotation of a GenBank genome assembly.